Molecule: messenger RNA, 1500 nt
Organism: Bipolaris zeicola 26-R-13
Lineage: Eukaryota; Fungi; Ascomycota; Dothideomycetes; Pleosporales; Pleosporaceae
Exons: 5
Coding region: 1-1500 (499 amino acids)
Source: RefSeq, a predicted model, not a curated record
AUGAAAAAUUUCUGCUUAAAAGUUGUUCAAACACAGAAUGGAGCUAUCACCGGCCACCGCGCACCGAAUGCUAAAGAUGUCUGGGAGUAUUUAGGGAUUCCCUAUGCCCAGCCCCCAUUAGGGAACCUACGAUUUGCUGCACCCAAGAAAUAUAGUUUAAAAGGUUCUUACAUGGCUGCAGAUUAUGGAUUUGACUGCCCGCAACAAGCUGCGACGCAGCCCAAGUUUCCGGGUUUCACUACACAGGCCGUUCGAAUACUGAACUACUUCACCAGUGCUGCCGGUACACAGCGGAGUGAGGAUUGCUUAAAACUGAACAUUUGGGCGAAACCAUCGAUCAAGUCUGUGCACUCGGAUAAACCGGUUUUGAUCCUAUUUCAUGGAGGACGUUUUACUGGAGGUGGGUCAAACACGCCCUUUGCCAACGGUCAGCAUCUUGCGAAUGCAGAGGAUAUAGUUGUAGUCUCGGUCAACUAUCAUUUAAACGUCUUCGGUUUCCCUGGUGCACCAGGAGCCGAUACCAAUCUUGGGUUACAGGAUCAGCGCCUUGCAGUCGAAUGGCUUCAAGAGAACAUCAGAGCAUUUGGAGGAAACCCAAAUCACAUGGUCAUUGCUGGACAAUCGUCAGGCGGUGUUUCAGUGAAUUGGUGGUCAUAUGCGUACGAGCAGAAUCCCAUUGCCCACGGCCUCAUGUCCACUUCCGGAACCGUGUUCAGUUUCCCUUUGAAAAAUUUCCAAAAGCAGAAAGACAACUGGAAUAACCUCACCACUGCCGUCGGUUGCGCUUCCUCAAGCAAUACUCUUGCUUGCAUGCGUGGGUUACCAUGGGAAACCAUUUCCUUAGCUGUUGCAAAGAUCCCAGUCAGUCCUGGAGGAAGCCUAGUGCGGUCUACUCCACCUUUCUACUUUGUUGUUGAUGAGAAACUUGUGUUUAGCGAUUACAACGCACUUGCUAAAGCCGGUAGCUUUGCCCGCCUACCCUAUUUUCUCGGUCACAACAACAACGAGCAAGGAUACUACGUGAUCCCGGCAUUUGCAGCUGGACGUAACAUCACAGAGGCACAGGCUUCUCAAUUCUUACUAGAAUUUUUUGUCUGUCCUGUAUCCUACGAAGCUAAGAAUCUUGUCAAUAACAGCAUUCCAACCUUUGUGUACCGCUACUACGGCGACUGGGAAAAUACCCGUCUUUACCCAACGAGCGGUGCUUAUCACGGUUCUGAGUUGCAUAUGAUCCUCGGAGGCUCAGAGGAGAUUAGUGGACUUCCUGAGACCAAACCUCAGAAAGAUACCAUCAAGCUCUUCCAGAGAGCAGUAGCUGAAUUCACCGCUGACCCUCAGAAUGGUCUGAUUGACAAGUUGCGCUGGCCACGAUUCAAUCCAACGGCUGAGACAUGGGCUGAAAUUUCUGUUGACAAUCAACCGCGAAUCAGCUUUGCCAAGGCAGAGAAGUAUGACAAGACGUGCCCAUUCAUAAUUAUGGGAGCAUUGUCUAUUCAAUGA